AUGGGCGCAGCCGCCGGCGGGGCAGCGCUGGCGGGACUCUCCGGGCCGGUCCCGGACCCGCUGCGGGAGGCCAACGCCAGCGCCAACUCCUCGCUGCCGCCGCGCGGGGCCCUGCGGGGGGAGCUGGGGCCGGAGCCCCCCGAGGGCGCGGAGGCCGGGCUCCCCCCGGGCGCUGGCGGCGGCGGCGGGGGGCCGGGGCCGGGGGACGCGGCGGAGGCGCGGGUGCGGCUGCUGCUGAGCGCCGCCUACUGGGCGGUGUGCGCGCUGGGGCUGGCGGGCAACCUGCUGGUGCUCUGCCUGCUGCGCUCCCGGCGGGCCGGCCGCGCCUCCGCCGUCCGCCUCUUCGUCACCCACCUGGCGCUCACCGACCUGCAGUUCGUGCUGACCCUGCCCUUCUGGGCCGUGGAGCACGCGCGGGACUUCCGCUGGCCCUUCGGCGGCGCCAUGUGCAAGCUCGUGUCCCUGGCGACGUCGGUGAACAUGUACGGCAGCGUCUUCUUCCUCACCGCCAUGAGCGUGGCGCGCUACCGCUCCGUGGCCUCGGCCCUGGGCCGCCGCGGGGGCCGGGGGCGCCGGGGCUGCGGGGGCCGGGGCUGCGGGGGCCGGAGCUGCGGGGGCCCGGGCGCCCGGGCGCUGUGCGCGCUCAUCUGGGCGGCGGCCGUGCUGGCCUCGCUGCCCAACGGCCUGUUCGCCACCGCGGUGCCCGUGCUGGGCCAGGAGCUGUGCCUGCUGCGCUUCCCGGGCCGCGGGCAGUUCUGGCUGGGCCUCUACCACCUACAGAAGGUGCUGCUGGGCUUCCUGCUGCCGCUGGCCGUCACCAGCCUGAGCUACCUGCUGCUGCUGCGCGCCCUGGCCGAGCGCCGCGUGGCCGCCGCCCCCGGAGGGGCCCCCGAGGCCCGGGGGGGCCUGGCCGCCGCCGCCAGCGCCCGCAGGCGGUCCCGGGUCACCCGGUCCGUGAGCGUCCUGGUGCUCGCCUUCUUCCUGUGCUGGCUGCCCAACCAGGCGCUCACGGCCUGGGGCGCGCUGGUCAAGCUGGGCGCCGCGCCCUUCAGCCGCGCCUUCUUCCUGGGCCAGGCCUACGCCUUCCCGGCCAGCGUGUGCCUGGCACAUGCCAACAGCUGCCUCAACCCGCUGCUCUACUGCCUGGCGCGCCGCGACUGCCGCCGGGCGCUGCGGGCGCUGCUGGGCCGCCUGGCCAAGCCCUCCCUGCCCGGCCUGGCGCGCCCCUGCACCGCCUCCACCCGGCCCGACCCCGGGGACCCCGCGCCGCCCGGCCCCGCGCCCCGCCGGCCGCCCGCGGAGCCCGAGCCGCGCUUCUACCCGCCGGGCGCGGUGGUCUACAGCGGGGGGCGCCAGGACCCGCUGCCCAGCAGCUCCGCCGGCUGA
Messenger RNA from Pipistrellus nathusii (Nathusius's pipistrelle), 1386 nucleotides. Lineage: Eukaryota; Metazoa; Chordata; Mammalia; Chiroptera; Vespertilionidae. The record is from the annotation of a GenBank genome assembly.